This is a messenger RNA of Andrographis paniculata, 968 nucleotides long. RefSeq names its product WEB family protein At1g75720. NCBI's taxonomy places the organism in Eukaryota, Viridiplantae, Streptophyta, Magnoliopsida, Lamiales, Acanthaceae. The coding region runs from base 1 to 747 and encodes 248 amino acids. The record is from RefSeq and is a predicted model, not a curated record. The transcript has a single exon.
AUGGAAGAACAACAACAAUCCAAUCCUCCUGACAAUGAUGAUCUCCCGGAGAGGCCGGCGGUCGACUACCACUCCAAUGUGGACACGUCGCGGCCUUUUCGCUCCGUCAAGGAGGCAGUCGCCAUAUUUGGGGAACGUAUCUUGCUACCCGAAAUCCACAACCCCAAACCCUUUACUUUCCCAAAGAAAGAAACCCCGUUUUACUCACCAAGCCCAAGAACAGAUGACAAGGAUCAUCGACACGAUUCCAACUAUUCAAGCCCUAGGGGCUCGACUUACAGCAUCAACCUCGAUGGAAAACUUUCAGACACCGUCAAGAAGCUUAAGGCUGAGCUGGAGGACACCAAGGCAGAGCUCAAGCUGCUCAAGGAACGGGAAUCGGAGACUGAAGUAGCGCUGGCCUCCCUCAAUGCGGAGCUCCACAAAAACAUGUCCAAGCUGGCGCUGGCAGAGGCUGCCAUGGCCAAGAAAGCUGCAGGGGAUGUAAUAAGAGAGGAGGAGAAAAAAAGGGAUGCCUAUUUGAGGAUGGAGAGCAGUGAUCCUUCGCCACGUUUGGCUCAGAUUUUGAGCAUUGGGGAAAAUGAAGGGCUGUUUGUGGGGAAGAAGAAGGAGAGGAAAGCAGCAGCAGCAAAGAAGAAGAAACCGAUCAUUCCACUUGUUGGCGAGCUGUUUGCAAGGAAGAAGGGAGCAUCAGCUACCUCCUUGCAAAACCCUCUUUAUGCAUCCUCGCAUCUCCAGUGGAACUAGAGAGACAAGCAAAAGUUAGAUCAUAUGUCACGUUAUGAUUAUGGGUGUUUUCAUUUGAGGAUCGAAGAGUAAUGUUUAUUGUUUUUGUUUCGUGUUUUUUAUAUGUGGAUGGUUCAUGUUUAUUCUCUCUAAAUUGUGCGAUGUUAUUACGUAUUGUGAUACGGGUAGUUGUCAUUUCCACGUUUAUAUAUUUCAAAUCAUGUAGGGGUUGUUUACUCUAA